Anguilla anguilla (European eel) is the source of this 2875-nucleotide messenger RNA. RefSeq names its product serine/arginine repetitive matrix protein 2. The transcript has 16 exons. Gene Ontology annotation, molecular function: guanyl-nucleotide exchange factor activity; protein binding. Lineage: Eukaryota; Metazoa; Chordata; Actinopteri; Anguilliformes; Anguillidae. The record is from RefSeq and is a predicted model, not a curated record. The coding region runs from base 254 to 2875 and encodes 873 amino acids.
AGCUCUCUCGAGACCGACGGUUUACUAGCCUACUGCACGCGCGAGGGGCAUGGUAGUUGUAUUUCAUAUCGCGUUUCUUGGUUUUAAUAUUUCCGUGCGUCCUUCCAUUUCUCUCCUCCUUUAUAUUUUCGUGGAACGAAGUUGUGCAGCGAUACGUGCCAGUUGGAUCAACUGUUAGGAAACAACUUUGUUCUCGGUACGUCAAUUUUUAUAUAGCGGACUUCUGCGGCCAUCGCUGGUGGGGAUUUUAAGAAUGACGUCUGUGGAGUCGAAGGCAGAGACGUGGAAGGGAACCGAAGAACUCGCACAGGGGGUGGCUGAGAGCACCGUGGAACUGCUGGAGCUGCUCAGCCAUGUGCAGGGAGGGCGCAUGGACGAGCAACGCUGCCUUUUUGACCCCAAGAAGAUCCCCUGUACCCCGAAACACACGGAUGCAACAAAACCUGCCGCCGGCUCGGUUGCUAGGCCACAGGCGGUCUCCCGCGGCGAUCGGGGGGGACGGGGGCCGACUACAGCUGAGAAUGAGACGGACCGCUUGUGCAGCAUGGUGUCCAGAGUUCAGGGCUCCAGGAUGGAUGAGCAGCGAUGCUCUGCACCCCAAAUCUUUCUGGCCCCUGGAUCCCCUCCCGCUCCCAGGAAGGCUCACUCCAGGCCUGCUUCCCCUACAGCGACCCCCUCCAGCCAGCGCCCACCUGGGUCAGCCUCCCUCAGCCCCACCCCAGAUAAAGAGAGAGUUCAGAGGGACGGCCUGCACACAGCUCAGGGAGUGGCUCCUGGUACGGUGGAGCAGGAGCAGUUUUUCUCCAUGCUCAGUCACGUGCAGAGAGGGCGUAUGGAGGAGCAACGUUGUGUUUUUGACCCGAACAAGAGGAGCGCCUGUACCCCCAAACACCCUAAUACAACAAAAUCAGUCCCCACUCAAUCCUCAAUGGCAGACAUUGAUCAACUGUUCAGCAUCUUGGCCAGCACUCAGAGCCAUCGCCUUGACGACCAGCGUGUGUCACUCAACUUGCUGCCAGGGUUACAGGGAGUCUCUGGCAGUGAUCAGGAAGGACGGGGGAAGUCUGUGGCUGGAAAGGAAACCGAUGAGCUGUGCAACAUGGUGUCCAGACUCCAGGGCCCCAGGAUGGAUGAGCAGCGAUGCUCUGCACCCCAAAUCUUUCUGGCUCCUGGAUCCCCUCCCGCUCCCAGGAAGGCUCACUCCAGGCCUGCUUCCCCUACAGCGACCCCCUCCAGCCAGCGCCCACCUGGGUCAGCCUCCCUCAGCCCCACCCCAGAUAAAGAGAGAGUUCAGAGGGAUGGCCUGCACACUGCUCAGCAGGGAGUGGCUCCUGGUACGGUGGAGCAGGAGCAGUUUUUCUCCAUGCUCAGUCACGUGCAGAGAGGGCGUAUGGAGGAGCAACGUUGUGUUUUUGACCCGAACAAGAGGAGCGCCUGUACCCCCAAACACCCUAAUACAACAAAAUCAGUCCCCACUCAGUCCUCAAUGGCAGACAUUGAUCAACUGUUCAGCAUCUUGGCCAGCACUCAGAGCCAUCGCCUUGAUGACCAGCGUGUGUCACUCAACUUGCUGCCAGGGUUACAGGGAGUCUCUGGCAGUGAUCAGGAAGGACGGGGGAAGUCUGUGGCUGGAAAGGAAACCGAUGAGCUGUGCAACAUGGUGUCCAGACUCCAGGGCCCCAGGAUGGAUGAGCAGCGAUGCUCUGCACCCCAAAUCUUUCUGGCUCCUGGAUCCCCUCCCGCUCCCAGGAAGGCUCACUCCAGGCCUGCUUCCCCUACAGCGACCCCCUCCAGCCAGUGCCCACCUGGGUCAGCCUCCCUCAGCCCCACCCCAGAUAAAGAGAGAGUUCAGAGGGAUGGCUUGCACACAGCUCAGGGAGUGGCUCCUGGUACGGUGGAACAGGAGCAGUUUUUCUCCAUGCUCAGUCACGUGCAGAGAGGGCGUAUGGAGGAGCAACGUUGUGUUUUUGACCCGAACAAGAGGAGCGCUUGUACCCCCAAACACCCUAAUACAACAAAAUCAGUCCCCACUCAGUCCUCAAUGGCAGACAUUGAUCAACUGUUCAGCAUCUUGGCCAGCACUCAGAGCCAUCGCCUUGACGACCAGCGUGUGUCACUCAACUUGCUGCCAGGGUUACAGGGAGUCUCUGGCAGUGAUCAGGAAGGACGGGGGAAGUCUGUGGCUGGAAAGGAAACCGAUGAGCUGUGCAACAUGGUGUCCAGACUCCAGGGCUGUAGAAUCGAGGAGCAGCGAUGCUCUCUACCUGUGGCACUGAGUCCAGGGCCCCCCAGAUCAGCCUCCAUGAGCACGGUUACCCUCGAGUCCACCCUGCACAGACAGGACCAGCUCCUCUCCGCCCCUAACCCUGCCCCGCCCAGGAAGGCCCGAUCCAACCCCUCUUCGCCCAAAAAGUCCCGGUCCAGACCCGCCUCUCCCAGCCGGGCCACGCCCAGGAAGUCCCGGUCCAGACCCAACUCUCCCAGCCGGGCCACGCCCAGGAAGUCCCGGUCCAGACCCAACUCUCCCAGCCGGGCCACGCCCAGGAAGUCCCGGUCCAGACCCCAGUCCCCAAACGCGGCGCAGCACGUCAGCAGCCCCAUAGGCCCCGAGGACGACUGCUUCUCCCUCAUCCACAGGGUCCACGCGGCGCAGCUGCACAGGGCAGGAGGAGACGCGGGGGCCCACGGAAGAGAGGGGGGGAAUUCCCAACCCAGUUUUGAUUACUGUGAUGAGGAGACCGUUACUCCCAUCAGUCAGUUUGAGGUGUCGCCCCCUUCAGCGGAGAGGAAUUAUGAUGUCGGGGAUCAUGAAGUUGUGGCAGUCAAGCUGGCUCUGGAGGAGUGGCGGCAUUGCUCCUGCUAUGUGGAGGAUUGA